Molecule: messenger RNA, 794 nt
Organism: Apis laboriosa (Himalayan honeybee)
Lineage: Eukaryota; Metazoa; Arthropoda; Insecta; Hymenoptera; Apidae
Source: RefSeq, a predicted model, not a curated record
AAAAGUAUUGACAUCAUGUCCCCAUUGCAUGUACUUAUAUAUAUGAUAUAUAGGGGUGCUACUUGUGGGAGCAACGCAGUUCUGCGGAGAACGUCUUUAGCUGGAAAAAUGAUACGAUUUAUUAUUGUAUUUGGUACAUUAAUUGUUUUAUCAACGGCUCAGUUUCAACCUACUAGAAGAAUUUUAGAAGCACCAAUUCCUGCGCUUUGUGCACAAAGGAUUAUUCAUGAACGUUUUAAUGGUAAGGGUUAUUAUUAUUCAUGGGCUGAUCCAAGAACAAAUGGACAAGAACUUGAUUGGUUAGCAGGCAGAAAUUUCUGUAGACAAAGAUGUAUGGACCUUGUUUCCUUGGAAACUUCUGCAGAGAAUGAAUUUAUUAAAAGUCGCAUUGUUCAAAAUAAUGUAAAAUAUAUUUGGACAUCUGGACGACUUUGUGAUUUCAAAGGAUGUGAUAGGCCUGAUCUUCAACCUCUUCAUAUUAAUGGUUGGUUCUGGACUGCAGAAUUACAAAAACUUGCCCCUACUACUGAUCGCUCUCAAAAUGAUUGGUCUGAGAGUGGAGGAAUUGGAAAACCGCAACCUGAUAAUCGUGAAGCUAUACAACAAGGAGGUGCACCAGAAAAUUGUUUAGCAGUAUUAAAUCAAUUUUAUAAUGAUGGAGUAAAUUGGCAUGAUGUUGCUUGUCAUCAUAAAAAACCAUGGGUGUGUGAAGAUAAUGAUUCUUUAUUAAGAUAUGUUCAUUUUGCUAAUCCUAAUAAUCGUAAUUAAAGUAAAUAAAAUAUAGUUUAUAUUAU